This is a messenger RNA of Durotheca rogersii, 3250 nucleotides long. RefSeq lists its product as uncharacterized. The record is from RefSeq and is a predicted model, not a curated record. Gene Ontology annotation, cellular component: Sin3-type complex. Lineage: Eukaryota; Fungi; Ascomycota; Sordariomycetes; Xylariales; Xylariaceae. The transcript has 2 exons. The coding region runs from base 196 to 2847 and encodes 883 amino acids.
GCCAGUUCGCCAAGGAGUUGCCGCUAGACAAGGGCCAAGGGGCUUGCUGGCCAGUUAUCUACCACUGCCUACAUGGUAAAGUACCAUACCUGCCUACACCUGCGAUGAUCAGCCAGCCCUCCUAUAUGCCCUGUCUUUCAGCAUAUUCUAGGAUCCGAGGGUAGAGGGAGUGCAUGGGGUCCGUAUCUGCGAACGAUGUCGUCGUGGCCAGCUGUAGCCCCCAAUGAAUACAGGCCUCCGCGAGACGACGAGCCCGCAUCCACCAAAGUCUCGUCCGAUCUCGCCAAACUCUCUUCCACUGCCACACCCACCCUCGCUUCCCAACACCGUCGUGUCAUCAUCCCCGACCCCAUAGCCUUUAGGUUCCUAGAAGAAGACAGCUGCGUCACCGUCGUCAAGCGAAGACAGGAGCUCAAGGGGUACGAGCUAUACCUAGUCGAGCAAUGGGCCUGCUCCCGCCGGUCCCCAACCCUCGUAAUCGCCACCUACACCGGGGAUGAGAAGCAUUCCAUCGUCGCCGGCGUCCUGGCUGUCCCGGCCGACGACAAGACCUGGUCCCACCGGCUGCGCAUAUACUUCCGGGCUAUCCAGCAGUAUCACGCCCGACCUAAGGAGACCCACCUCGGCGAGUUGAUGGUGACCAACCUGAGCAGCUUCCCUUCCGCCUUAACUGUGGUUCCCGUGCCCGAGGGCGACAUCCAGAAGCACCGAAGGGAGUUUGUCGUCAAUGAGGAUCUCAAGAGGCUAGGGUGCUCCGGCCGAUCGGGUAUGACGCUGUCCGAACCGACCGGCGCGGCCAGAGCUAAGUUCUACCAGCUGUAUAAGACCACCGACAAGAUUUCCUUCUCUGAUGCCGUCGUCGAGUUGGUCAAGAUGUGUCAGAAGGCCUUGUUCCUCUUUGGCAAUCUCGACAAAGUAUACAUCGACGGGCUUCUGUGUGACAUGACCGAGACUGCGAUCGGGGAUUGGUGGACCCAAUUCGGCGCCGAAUACCACAAUAUCGAGCCCACCGACGGCAUCCUGGGCCCUACGACCGUCGCCGCGCUGCUCGGUUUGCUGAUGGGUGCGCGAAACCGGCUCAGCUAUCUCGGCGUGUCCACCCCCAAGGACGUGUUUGACGUAGAGGCGACCGAGAAGGGCAUCUCAUCCUUCCAAAAAUACCAGAAGCUAGAGAGGACCGGACGGCUAGACCGACAAACCAUGCACAGGCUCCGCACCACGACCGCCAAGGCGGCUGCCGGCGAGGGAUGGGGAGUGCAGAAGGCAGUCAAAUCGACGGUCAGCGAGAUCGGUGGCAAGCGAGGCGAGAUCGUUCUAGGCAUGGUUGGUGGGCGUGACAAGGCCGGGAUUGGGGACAUCGAAACCCUGGAUUUCGACAGAUUCGUCAGCCUAGCCUAUGGAGAGCGCGCGAAAUGGCUAUGGUUUGGCAAGACUAGGCGUUCUGUGCCCGACAGUCACGAGAGGGCUAUGUCUGAUAUGGGCAAUAUCCUAUUCGGUAAAGAAGACCCCUCCCAUCAAAGUAAGAGGACCCAAGCUGCGCCCUCGGAAGACGAGGUCGAUGGUCGUCAACGAGACGACACGCCAGGCGUCUACUCCACCCCCGCCCCCGGGUCUGCGGUUAGCAUAGCAGAUAGUCCUGGCGAGAGGGAUGGCGUUCGCCGUGGCGUGUUCAAGAGCGUGGCUCGGGAUGCUCGGUCGGGUCUCGGACGAAUCAAAGAUGCCGUGUAUAGCGGGGGCGGCCUUCGCAACCACACUAGCCGACCAUCGAAGGACGAGUCGUCGGAAACGACGAUCUCCGCACCGCAAUCCUCUGUCCUUUCUGAUUAUUCGGCCGGCGCCCUGCUGAGCGCGACUCCGGAACCGGGCCAGGUCGGCAGGGCAUUCACCUGGAAGAACAAACCAGAGGAGUACCUAAACGCAUUCAGAAAGGAGAGGCAAAUGGAAUCCGCCCCUCCGCCGGUAGCCUUACCCGCUUCGGACAACUCCCUCUCUAGAGACUCACGGCCGAUGUCUCACGCGGUAGGCGAUGCAAGGGGGCUAGUCAAUAACGACGCCAAGAGGGUAUCCUAUCCGGCAGAGAUACGCAAUGAGAAGGCCACGGUAGUCGAGUCUUCGGUGGCGGAUUCCGCCGUCGCCGACAGCGUUCUACAGGGCCCGUUCGUGGACGCAGAGCAGUCAUUCGGCACUCUCCCGUCUGGCCUGCAUAGAAGGCACAGCAUCGGGGCGGCAAAGUUCCCUGAGCGUGGUCCUCCUAAUGAUGCCAGGUGGCCCAGGAGGCUGUCUUUUAGCAACGCUGAAGAAGCCGUGCUGAGAUGGGACAACAUGGCUGACGUCGCCUGGGACAAGGACACAGGCGAUCUGGUAACGGCGAAAUAUUCGUACGUCGCCGAGCUUGCGACAAGCCUCUACGCAAAUAUACUCGAGGUCGCGCAGACUUUCGAGCCUUGGGUUGCCAGACAGACUAAGUCGAUCGAGGAGAUCGACGACGACUACGCACGGCAACAAGAGGAACUCGAAACACUCUACUACCAACGUUCGGACGGGUACGAGAACGUGCUGGUCAAGUCGCGAGAGAAGAUCGGGGAACAGCGGGCACAUAUCACGGAGGCGCUAAAGGAAGUCGAGGUGCAAGCAGCUAGAUUAGAAUACGAGAUCAGCGCGCUCGUCUCGCGCGUCCAGGACGUCGAGGAUGGCGUGGCCCAAUUCGAGAUGCAAGUGGACGAGGUGGAGCGGAGAGCGGACGAGCUGAAGAGGCAACUGGAGACGGAGAGUUGGGUACACUGGGCAGUGCGGACGCUUACGGGCAUCGGAACCGGGCCGAACAUCACGAGACCACGACAACAGUAGCGACGAAACUGGUUUUCGGCCACUGUCGUCUGGACGGAGUGUGCUGUACGUGCGUGUAUAUCUAGAUAGAUGGCCGGGUUUCGGGGAUAGAUUUGCGCCUUGGCAGGCAAGCUUGAUUCGCCAGCCACUACUUUGUGGUAAUACUAUAAUGGGUUAGGUAGCGGUGUCGUGUCGAGACGAGUCGUGUCGCGCUCUUGUAGGAGCGGAAGAGGGUCGUGAAGAUGCAUCGCAUCACUGAGGUGCCUGUCGAUCCGUGCCAAGGCGGCGGAGUAUGUACCUAUCGCACAUAAUGCAGCACGUAAUGUACCUACGAAGCACGGACACGUCUCCGUCCAGCUGCUAGUCCCUACUCAUAGGUACGUACCCUCUCGGCCCGGGGAUAACAGAGCGAGCCGGUUAUCAG